Molecule: messenger RNA, 1967 nt
Organism: Capsaspora owczarzaki ATCC 30864
Lineage: Eukaryota; Filasterea; Ministeriida; Capsasporidae
Exons: 8
Coding region: 25-1869 (614 amino acids)
Biological process (GO): protein localization to membrane
Cellular component (GO): membrane
Source: RefSeq, a predicted model, not a curated record
AGUCAUUCCUUUUUGUUUCUCCUUAUGCGAGUGUCCACUAUGCGUUGUUGGCUGAAUCUGCUCUUGGUCGUGCUUCUGGUUGCCACUGCGUCAACUUCGCUCGUCUCUGCCGCCUUCGUCAAGCCACUGACUCCCUAUCGCUCCUACGACAAGGGCGAACCGGUCGUCGUGCUCGCGCAUCCGCUGCGAUCCAUCUUUGUGGACGUCUUUGCGCACGACCACCUGAGCCUGGGGUUCUGCGGACCGACUUCCGAGGCUGAGCAGGACAAGUUUGACGCAACGCUGGGCGAACGGCUGCUCGGCGACAACGCGCACGUCCUGCCCAUGAACGUCACAUUCAUGCAGAACACGACCUGCCAAGUCAUGUGCACCAAGACGUACAGUCCUGAGCAAUCAACUCGAAUUAUCAAAGCCGCCGAAGCCUUAGUGCAGCAUCACUGGACUAUCGGGGACAUUCCAAUCAACAAUGGAUUUGAAAACUAUCGUCGCGCGAGAUUCCCCAUGGGCAACCUGGCCACAGCGCUCGCGCUGAACAACGACUUUACCAUCACAGUCUAUGUGAAUGAGUACGACAUGAUUACAGCAGCAGAGGCCCGUGUUGCCAGCUUGCGGCACGCAGCAAGCGCUGAAGACUCGUGCGCAGAGUCUGCCGGCUUGGGCCAUCGUGUGCUGACCAUGGACACCAACGCGACCGUCACGUACUCGUACUCUGUCUUGUUCAUUCGCGGCGACCCGUCGUGGUCGUACGAAGAUGAAGCGAACGAACUGCACGUGUUUAGCCUGGUGAACAACAUUGUCGUGCUCCUGGUCAUCCUGGCCACCUUCUUUUUUGUGGUCAUUCGUGCCCUCCGUUCGGACUUUGCCCGCUACGAGCGGCUGGACGACGAAUCGCCCGCCGAGGAGGCUGGCUGGAAGCUCGUGCAUGGCGACGUCUUCCGCGCGCCGCGCCGACCGCUCCUGCUCGCGGCCCUUGUCGGCUCUGGCGUGCAAGUUGCCUUGGCUGCCAUUCUGACUGUAUUCUUUGCCGCGAUUGGCGUCGUGUCCGAGUUUACGCCAGGCAGCAUUGCAUCGUGUGUCUUGUUCACCUAUGCGAUUUUCGGCGCCGCUGCCGGUUUUGUCGCGGCUCGCUUGUACAAGUCUCUUGGUGGAGAGCGCUGGAAGUCCUUGCUGCUUGUCACGGGAACUGCCUUCCCUGGACUGCUCUUCCUGCUGGGUGUCAUUGCCAACGGCGUCAAAGCAGCUCACGAUGCAGCUGAUGCGGCAUCCACAGGGACGGUGUUUGUUGUGCUUGCGGUCUGGAUUUUCCUGCUGCUCCCACUGUGCCUGAUUGCCGGCCUGAUCGGGUUUCGAACUGCGCCGAUUAGCUUCCCUGUCAAGAUCAACACGUUGCCGCGGUUUUUGCCGCAGCAUUCGCCAUUCUUCGCUCGGAUGGUGCCCAUCAUUGUUGUCUGCGGAUUGGUUUCGCUUGCCCCGAUCGGUAUCGAAUGGGUCGCAAUGACAAGUGCCCUGUAUUCGUCCAACCUUUACGUUUGGUUCCCGUAUCUUCUUACGGCCUUGAUCAUGUUCCUCGCGCAGACUGCGACACAAGUGGUUCUGUUUGUUUACUUGCGGCUGCGAGCAGAGAACUACCACUGGUGGUGGGUCUCAUUUAUUGCUCCAGCAGCUGUGGGCAUUCCAAUCUUUGUCCAAAGCGCCUUCAACCUGCUUUCGCAUAACGUCGUGUUCGGCUCGGGCGGCAGCGGCGUCUUCAACUAUUUUAUCGUCGUGAUUAUUGCAGCUUUGACAUUUAGCAUCAUGGCCGGCGCUGCCGGCAUGCUGGCUUGCUUGUGGUUUACUCGCAAGAUCUAUGCCUCCAUCAAGAUUUCUUGAUGCUCCUGUUGUUGUUGUUGUGUGUUGUUGUGCAGCGAUGUUUGGACUGGAUAUUGUCUUUUCCCAAUUGUAUUAUUUUACCGUCCUUGUCCAUCUGA